AGUGCAGUGGGCCGGGGGGCCACUGUCCACCCCACGGCUGGCUACCUCCCCGACUUCCUCACCCCUCCGCAGCCCCCCUCCGGCUUCUCCUUCUCCUGCCCCCGGCAGCUCAAAGUGCCCCCUUACUUGGGCUACCGGUUCCUGGGGGAGCGGGACUGCGGGGCCCCCUGCGAGCCAACCCGGCCCAACGGGCUCAUGUACUUCAAGGAGGCAGAGGUGCGAUUUGCCCGGCUGUGGGUGGGCGUGUGGUCUGUGCUCUGCUGCGCCUCCACACUCUUCACCGUGCUCACCUACCUGGUGGACAUGCGCCGUUUCAGCUACCCAGAACGGCCCAUCAUCUUUCUCUCGGGCUGCUACUUCAUGGUGGCAGUAGCCUAUGCAGCAGGUUUCUUGCUGGAGGAGCGGGUGGUAUGCCUGGAGCGCUUCUCUGAGGACGGCUACCGCACCGUGGCCCAAGGCACCAAGAAAGAAGGCUGCACCAUUCUCUUCAUGAUCCUCUACUUCUUCGGUAUGGCCAGCUCCAUCUGGUGGGUCAUCCUGUCCCUCACCUGGUUCCUGGCUGCUGGCAUGAAGUGGGGCCAUGAGGCCAUCGAGGCUAAUUCCCAGUAUUUCCACCUGGCUGCCUGGGCUGUGCCUGCUGUCAAAACCAUCACCAUCUUGGCCAUGGGGCAGGUGGAUGGGGACGUACUCAGUGGGGUGUGUUAUGUAGGUAUCUACAGUGUGGACUCACUGCGGGGCUUUGUGCUGGCACCCUUGUUUGUUUACCUCUUCAUUGGUACUUCCUUCUUGCUUGCUGGCUUUGUGUCCUUGUUUCGCAUCCGCACCAUCAUGAAGCAUGAUGGCACCAAGACGGAGAAACUGGAGAAGCUGAUGGUGCGCAUUGGUGUCUUCAGUGUCCUCUAUACAGUGCCUGCCACCAUUGUCCUGGCGUGUUACUUCUACGAGCAGGCCUUCCGUGCCACCUGGGAGAAGACGUGGCUCCUUCAGACCUGCAAAACAUAUGCUGUGCCCUGUCCCAGCCACUUUGCCCCUAUGAGCCCGGACUUCACUGUCUUCAUGAUCAAGUACCUCAUGACCAUGAUUGUUGGGAUCACGACUGGCUUCUGGAUCUGGUCUGGCAAAACCCUUCAGUCCUGGCGACGCUUCUACCACAGACUCAGCACCGGCAGCAAAGGCGAGACAGCAGUAUGAGACCCCCGUCCCCUGUGGUGCACACACACACGCACAUAUGCACACAUGCAGAGGAGAGGGAUACUCGGCAGAAGAGGACGGCAAUGGCUCCCUGAAGAGGGAGGAAGGGAGGCUUUUCCAAACUUUUUCUGCCUCCCAGAGGGUUUGGAAAAAAAAAAAAAAAUGUUGCGUAAAGGAUCAGAUGGACUGUGCCCAGUGGUGCUUAUGCCCAGCUAAGUGGAAGAGCAUGGAAAAAGAGGCCACUGGUGGGAUGGGAGAGUCCUUCACAUGCAAGAAGUCCCCUUACUUCUCUCUCCUCCUCCUCCUGUGCAGGAAAAAAACCGCAACCCAACUGAAAACAUACUGUCUUGUGUUGGA
Molecule: messenger RNA, 1548 nt
Organism: Pterocles gutturalis (yellow-throated sandgrouse)
Lineage: Eukaryota; Metazoa; Chordata; Aves; Pterocliformes; Pteroclidae
Gene: FZD7
Product: frizzled class receptor 7
Exons: 1
Biological process (GO): canonical Wnt signaling pathway; non-canonical Wnt signaling pathway
Cellular component (GO): plasma membrane
Molecular function (GO): Wnt receptor activity; Wnt-protein binding
Source: RefSeq, a predicted model, not a curated record